AUGCAUGCAUCGAAAUGCGCCGCAAACAAGUUUACCGUUGCUGUAUACAAUAACGGGAAUCCCAUACGGACCACGGAAACUGCUGACCAUGAGGCCAUAUUUUCGGAUCUACCGAUAUGUGUGCCUCUGAUUGCUGGCGUGCGUGGACACAAUGAACUUGGGGAAGGUGAAGAAACAAGAACAGUAUUUACAAUAUCAGGC
Opisthorchis viverrini is the source of this 201-nucleotide messenger RNA. RefSeq lists its product as hypothetical. The record is from RefSeq and is a predicted model, not a curated record. The annotation marks the transcript as partial. The transcript has a single exon. NCBI's taxonomy places the organism in Eukaryota, Metazoa, Platyhelminthes, Trematoda, Opisthorchiida, Opisthorchiidae.